AUGGCGAAGAACAUCACUUCUGCCGGUCCUCAGCUUCCGGUGAUUAUUAUAGGCGCUGGAAUUUCGGGACUACUCCUCGCCCAGCACCUUCUGCGCCAGGGCAUUCGCUUCCGAAUAUUCGAGCGCGACAAUGACUUCGCAACCCGCGGUGUCGGCUGGGGUCUGACUUUGCAUUGGGCGCUGUCGGCCGCGCGCGAGCUCCUGGGUGAGGAGGCAUUCGCCAAGCUCGAAGAAACCUACGUGGAUCGGAAAGGUGUCGAAGCUGGAUUGUCGUCGCGGUUUCCCUUCUACGAUCUGAGCACGGGGGAGAGGAAGGCGGCAACGCCAGAGAUCCCGCACGCACUGAGGGUGCGCGUGACCAGGGAAAAGCUUCGCAAGCUCCUUGCUACGGGGAUAGACAUCGAGUGGGGCAGGUCCUUCCGUGACCUUUACGAGACCAGCGACCCAAACACUGGCACAUCGUCCGUCACGGUUUCGUUCGAGGACGGCACAACUUGCGUCGGCAGUCUUUUAGUUGCCUGUGAUGGAGGCAGCUCUCGUGUCCGCCGGGCAAUGGAGCCGGCGCUUGACCAGCAGCAUCGGGUAAAGAUCCCAGUGCGCGUCAUGGGCCUGAAACUGGACUUGUCACCAGAGCAGAUUGCGCCGUUGCGGAAACUCGACCCCUUCUUCCUCCAGGGAUGCUCGUCAGCAAACGACAGCUUUCUGUUUUGUAGCGUUCUCGACGCCCCAGGGAACAGCGCAGACGGCUCAGGCCCGUAUGUGUUGCAGAUCUGCGUCUCCUGGCCAUAUAGAAAGGGCUUUCUUGGCAUGGUAUCUCCUCUCGACGUACCCGAGUCCAAUCAAGACCGGCACCGACUGGUUCAGAAGCUUGCUCAAACAUGGGCCGAGCCCUUCCGCUCCAUCUUCCAGGGCAUUCCUGAUGAUACUGAGAUCAAGCACGUCGAUAUGCAGGACUGGGCUCCGCCUUACGGAUUCCGCUCCACAGGCUCGGUAUUGCUCAUGGGCGACGCACUUCAUCACAUGGUCAUGUAUCGCGGAGAAGGUGCCAAUCACGCCAUUGUUGACGUCCAAGACUUUGCUCGUCUUGUAACACCUUUCCUUUGCAACGACGCCAGUCAACCACAGAACGAAAGCUCUGGUAGUGACGCCACAUACGACUCACAAUUUCAGGGAACGAGAGGGCAGGACCGGGAUCGAAGCCUGCGGCAGGCAUUAGACCGGUAUGAGGCGGCAGCGGUAGACAGGGCCCGGCCUGGGGUGUUGGCAUCCCGACGAGCCUGCUUGGAUGCUCACGACUGGACUCGAUGUCGGCCUGAGAGCCCACUACUUUGCAAGCGUCAGAUGAACAUCUCAUACGACGAGGAGAAUGACAGGAUACUCUUCGAGUAG
Molecule: messenger RNA, 1389 nt
Organism: Purpureocillium lilacinum
Lineage: Eukaryota; Fungi; Ascomycota; Sordariomycetes; Hypocreales; Ophiocordycipitaceae
Molecular function (GO): FAD binding
Source: RefSeq, a predicted model, not a curated record